This is a messenger RNA of Eublepharis macularius, 1767 nucleotides long. RefSeq names its product tripartite motif containing 13 (gene TRIM13). The transcript has 2 exons. NCBI's taxonomy places the organism in Eukaryota, Metazoa, Chordata, Lepidosauria, Squamata, Eublepharidae. Gene Ontology annotation, biological process: positive regulation of canonical NF-kappaB signal transduction; innate immune response; positive regulation of macroautophagy. Gene Ontology annotation, molecular function: zinc ion binding. The record is from RefSeq and is a predicted model, not a curated record. The coding region runs from base 95 to 1312 and encodes 405 amino acids.
CACGAGGGAUGGCAACGGAGGCGGCGGCGGCCGAGGCCUGCCGCUGAGGCGAAACUGAACCACUGCGGGGCAACGGCCGGGCGGGCAGAUUGCAAUGGAGCUUCUUGAGGAAGACCUGACAUGUCCCAUUUGUUGUAGCUUGUUCGAUGAUCCACGCGCACUACCAUGUUCACACAACUUCUGUAAGAAAUGUUUGGAAGGGAUCCUAGAAGGAAAUGCCCGAAAUGUGAUUUGGAGGCAGUCUCUCUUCAAAUGUCCCACCUGCAGGAAGGAAACUACAGUUACAGGAGUCAACAGCCUGCAGGUUAACUAUUCCCUAAAAGGCAUUGUGGAGAAAUAUAACAAAAUUAAGGGAACAACAAAAAUGCCAGUGUGUAAGGUGCACAGCGGCCAGCCUCUCAACAUUUUCUGCCAGACAGACACACAGUUGAUAUGUGGUAUCUGUGCCACUCGAGGAGAUCAUAUCAAGCAUAUGUUUUGCUCCAUUGAAGAUGCCUACUUUCAGGAGAAACUUGCUUUCGAGACCCUGUUCCAGGGGUUUGAAAUAUGGCAUUGCGGGGAUGCGCUUUCUCGACUGGACACCCUGGAAGCUAGUAAGAGGAAAGCUCUCCAGAUGCUGACCAAAGACUAUGACAGGGUGAAAGAUUUUUUUGAGAAAUUACAAUAUACCCUGGAGCAGAAGAAGAACGAGAUACUUUCAGACUUUGAGACGAUGAAGCUAGCUGUUAUGCAGGCUUACGACCCAGAAAUCAACAAGCUGAACACUAUCAUACGAGAGCAACGAAUGGCUUUUAACAUUGCGGAAGCCUUUAAGGAUGUGUCUGAACCCAUUGUGUUUUUGCAGCAGAUGCAGGAGUUUCGAGAGAAAAUCAAAGUGAUCAAAGAAACCAGAUUGCCUUGUCCGACCGUAGACAUCGACGCCACGAUGAAAGAUUUUGAUACUAGCCACUGGGAGCAGUUUAAACUAGCAGAUGUGGACAAACUUUCUUUACCUCAGGAGAAAACUGCUUUCAUCCCGCCACUCUUUUCACGCAAGUUUGUUGUGACCGCUUUUCUUUCCGUGCUUAUCCUUGCUACCAUCAGAAUGCCGUUCAUGGAAGCUGUACGCGACGCUCUCCUGCACUGGAAAGCUCUUUUCUCGGCAUUUGGCUCGGGGUAUCUGGUUUACCUAACAGAGGUAGUGGAUCAUGCUGUGUUCUACUGGGAGAAAGUGACUGAUGGUGCUUCUGUGAUGAGUGAAAAAUGUGUAAACUGCGCCCUUGUGAUGUUGGAAAACGUUGCUCAAUUUGUCUGCAAAUACAAACUUUUAUAGCUGCCGUUAGUGCACAAGAAACCUGACCUGGAAAAAGUGAUUGUUUGUUGUCUUUUUUUAACUAAGUACACUGGGCAUUGAUAAGCUGGAGUGGGUUUUUGAAACUCUCUUGGUUUUUCAGGAACAGAUGUGGUUUUCCGAGGUUCAUAAGUUGAAAUAUUUAAUAUCUUCUAAUUCUAAGGGGGGUGACUUUUAAUGGAAACAAGUAUACGUCUAUUCUUUGGGGGACUUUUGUAUGUGAAAGACUCAGUAGAUGUAUGUAUAAUGUGAAUGAAAUUCACACAGCAGAAUAUCUAAAACUUUUUAUAAAAUACAAUAAACUUCAGUUAAUCUCAAAGUCAAGGAGAUCCUUUGGUAAUGACUGAUAAUGAUCUUAAGAAAUAGAUUGGAGUGCCUACUGUAUAAAUUAUAAUCAUGUAUACCACCGGUCAUGCUUUGAAAAUAAAGUACCUAUC